UUAUAACUACAGAUCGUAAAGAAUAUUUGGUUUCUUUACGAAACUAUUCUUUGGAAUUUCAUACUAGUGAAUUUUUUGCUUCAGAAAUUUCUAGUAUUAUUGAAACAGUUGACACAGAAAAAUUUGCCACUAUAGUUACAGAUUCUGCUGAUAAUUGUUGA
Messenger RNA from Funneliformis mosseae, 161 nucleotides. The record is from the annotation of a GenBank genome assembly. NCBI's taxonomy places the organism in Eukaryota, Fungi, Glomeromycota, Glomeromycetes, Glomerales, Glomeraceae.